CGGACGGUGGCCGUUUGGUGUUGAAUGUUCCCCUCCGAGAGCUCAUGGCUGCGGAAGCGAGGUGCGGGUCGGGCCCCCGAGGGGCCGCCCUAUGGAAGGCGGUGAUGCUACUGCUGUGCUUGGGAGUCCCGACCGGGCGCCCCUACAACGUGGACACCGAGAGCGCGCUGCUCUACAACGGCCCCCCCAACACCCUGUUUGGCUACUCGGUGAUGCUGCACAGCCACGGGGCGAACCGAUGGCUCGUAGUCGGGGCGCCCACGGCCAACUGGCUCACCAACACUUCAGUGGUCAAUCCUGGGGCGAUUUACAGAUGCAGGAUUGGAAAGAAUGCAGAGAGGACGUGCGAACAGCUCCAGCUGGGUAACCCUAGUGGAGUACCUUGUGGAAAGACUUGUUUGGAAGAAAGAGACAAUCAGUGGUUGGGGGUCACGCUUUCCAGACAGCCGGGAGAAAAUGGCUCCAUCGUGACUUGUGGGCAUAGAUGGAAAAAUAUAUUUUACAUAAAGAAUGAAAAUAAGCUCCCCACGGGUGUUUGCUAUGGAAUACCCUCUGAUUUACGAACAGAACUGAGUAAAAGAAUGGCUCCAUGCUAUCAAGAUUUUGCGAAAAAAUUUGGAGAACAUUUUGCGUCAUGUCAAGCUGGAAUAUCUAGUUUUUACACAGAGGACUUAAUUGUGAUGGGAGCUCCAGGAACGUCCUAUUGGACUGGCUCUGUUUUCGUCCACAAUACAACUACAAAUAAAUACAAGGCUUUUUUAGACAAAAACAACCAAGUGAAAUUUGGAAGUUAUUUAGGGUACUCAGUUGGAGCCGGUCAUUUUCGGAGUUGGCACACUACCGAAGUAGUCGGAGGAGCCCCUCAACAUGAACAGAUUGGUAAAGCAUACAUAUUCAGCAUUGAGGCAAAAGAACUAAAUAUCUUACAUGAAAUGAAAGGUAAAAAGCUUGGGUCUUAUUUUGGAGCUUCUGUCUGUGCCGUGGACCUCAAUGCAGAUGGCUUCUCAGACCUGCUCGUGGGAGCUCCCAUGCACAGUACCGUCAGGGAGGAAGGAAGAGUGUUUGUGUACAUCAACUCCGGCUCGGGAGCAGUAAUGAACGAAAUGGAAACAGAGCUCAUUGGAAGUGACAAGUAUGGUGCAAGAUUUGGGGAAUCUAUAGUCAGUCUCGGCGACAUUGAUAACGAUGGCUUUGAAGAUGUUGCUAUUGGAGCUCCACAGGAAGAUGACUUGCGAGGUGCUAUUUAUAUUUACAAUGGCCGAGCAGAUGGGAUCUCAUCAACCUUCUCACAGAGAAUUGAAGGACAUCAAAUCAGCAAAUCAUUGAGUAUGUUUGGACAGUCUAUAUCUGGACAAAUUGAUGCAGAUGACAAUGGAUAUGUAGAUAUAGCAGUUGGUGCUUUUCGAUCUGAUUCUGCUGUGUUGCUAAGGACGAGACCUGUAGUGAUUGUCGAAGCUUCUUUAAACCAUCCUGAGUCAGUAAAUAGAACAAAUUUUAACUGUAUUGAAAAUGGACUGCCUUCUGUGUGCAUGAAUCUAACACUUUGUUUCUCAUAUAAAGGCAAAGAGGUUCCAGGUUAUAUCGUUUUGUUUUAUAACAUGAGCCUGGAUGUGAACCGAAAGGCAGAGUCUCCAUCAAGAUUUUACUUUUCUUCCAAUGGAACUUCUGACGUGAUUACAGGAAGCAUCAAAGUAUUAAGCAGAGUAGCUAAGUGUAAAACACAUCAAGCAUUUAUGCGGAAAGAUGUACGGGACAUCCUCACCCCAAUUCAGAUUGAAGCCGCUUAUCACCUGGGGCAUCAUGUCAUCAGCAAACGAAGUGCAGAGGAAUUCCCACCACUUCAGCCAAUUCUUCAGCAGAAGAAAGAAAAAGACAUCAUUGAAAAAACAAUAAACUUUGCAAGAUUUUGUGCCCAUGAAAACUGUUCCGCCGAUUUACAGGUUUCUGCAAAAAUUGGAUUUUUGAAGCCACAUGAAAAUAAAACCUAUCUUGCUGUUGGAAGUAUGAAGACAUUAAUGUUGAACGUGUCCUUAUUUAAUGCCGGAGAUGAUGCCUAUGAGACAACUCUGCACAUCAAACUACCCACUGGUCUUUACUUCAUCAAGAUUUUAGAUCUGGAGGAGAAACAAAUAAACUGUGAAGUAACAGACAGUUCUGGCAUAGUGAAACUUGACUGCAGGGUUGGUUAUAUAUAUGUAGAUCAUCUAUCAAGGACAGAUGUUAGCUUUCUUCUGGAUGCCAGCUCACUCAGCAGAGCAGAAGAGGAUCUCAACAUCACAGUGCAUGCUGCCUGUGAAAAUGAAGGGGAAACAGGCACUGUGAAGCGUAACAAAGUGACUUUGACGAUACCUCUCAAGUAUGAAGUCAUGUUAACGGUUCAUGGGUUUGUAAACCCAACUUCGUUUGUGUAUGGACCAAUGGAGGAAAAUGAGCCCGAAACGUGCAUGGCAGAGAAAAUGAACUUCACUUUCCACGUUAUCAACACCGGCCAAAGCAUGGCUCCAAAUGUUAGUGUGGAAAUAAUGAUACCAAAUUCUUUUAUUCCCCAAACUGAUAAACUGUUUAACAUCUUGGAUGUCCAGACUACUGCUGGAGAAUGCCAUUUUAAGCAUUAUCAAAGAGAGUGUGCAUUAGAGCAGCAAAAAGGCACAAUGGAGACCCUGAAAGAUGUAUUCAAAUUUUUAUCAAAGACUGAUAAGAGGAUACUGUACUGCAUGAAAGCUGAUCUACAAUGUUUAAAUUUCUCAUGCAAUUUUGGGAAAAUGGACAGUGGAAAAGAAGCCAGUGUUCACAUUCAGUUGGAAGGUCGGCCAUCUAUUUUAGAAAUGGAUGAGACUAAAGCACUGAAGUUUGAAAUAAGAGCAACAGCUUUUCCAGAGCCAAAUCCAAAAGUUAUUGAACUAAACAAGGAUGAGAAUGUUGCAUAUGUUCUACUCGAAGGACUACAUCAUCAAAGACCCAAACGCCAUUUCACUAUAGCGAUUAUUUUAAGUAGCUUGCUACUUGGACUUAUUUUACUUUUAUUGAUUUCAUAUGUUAUGUGGAAGGCUGGCUUCUUCAAAAGACAGUACAAAUCUAUCCUACAAGAAGAAAACAGAAGAGAGAGUUGGAGUUACAUUAACAGUAAAAGCGAUAAAGAUUGAAGACUGCUUUCAAAUUGAGAGAAUAACAGACUCAGGUUAUAGUAUACUAAAGAAAUUUUAGACAUUGUUUACAAGAAACCAUGAAUUUUUGCUCAGACUUCUGCUGUGUACUUCUUUUAGUCAUGACCUUGUGACAUAUUAUGUCUUUAAUGCAGUUGAAAAAUCCAAGCAAUGAUUAUUCUUUGAGAGAAAAUAACUCCAAAGGUAACAUUUUAAUACAUCCAAAGAUAAUCUUUCAGCUCUUAAAUGGAUAGAAAAACACUAAAGCAUCAGCUUAUCCAAGAUAAGUAAUCCCUGGAAGACUGAAAUGAGUGCACCUGAGUUAAAAUUAUGUUGAGGAAAUAAACAACUCGACUGGAGAAGACUUGGACUUGAAGUAUCAAAGAAAUAUUAUUUACCAUAUGUGCUUGCUUCAGUAAAAUUAAUUCCACCAAAUAGGUAAUGACUCAUUUCUAAUAAAUCUUUGAGACUUAUUUGGAAUAUGUUCUCUAGACAUAUUUAUUAGCAGAAUCUUUCAAAGAGCUGUGGCCAAAUUUUCUAAUGAAUAGAAAAGGAGCAUUAUCAUUUUAAAGCAGAUAUCUUUAAAGACAUUGAUUUGUAAUGUAUUUCCUAUGAGCUUUGAUCAACAACCAUUUAUUCAGCAGUCUAUAAAUAUUUUGGCCUGAGGAGAAAACUUCAGACUGAACUUAUACACUGGUUUGAGCUUAACGGGAUUAUUUCUGGAUAAUUAUUGUUUAUACAGCUAUGGAUUUUUUUUCUUUCUGUACAUAUGUUUUUAAAAGAAUAUAUGUUUAUAAAGGUAUAAAUCCAGUAAGUCCUUCUAUAACACAGUUUUAUCAAGGGAAAGGUACCAAAGAGUAAAUUUUAAAAAUCCAUCUUUAGUCAAAUUUUUUGUUUAUAAAAACAAUACUUAUAAUUUAUAUUCUAAAACAGAUCGAAUAUUGCACUUUAGCUGAUAUUUGAAAUAUAAAUACACUGAUAUAUGUAAAAUAUGAAAACUGUACCUCACUAAUGAUUUUUAAAACUCAAAGCUCUGCAAAGAUGAUAUUGGGGACCAAUAUUUCAUACAAAUUAGACACUUUAAAAUGUCGACUGUCAAAUUCAGCAAAUAGACUCUUGUUUGGAUGUUAUUCCUUUCUCAUCAAAUGUAAGUAUUAAAUGUGUUUUCACCAGUAGUAUAAGAGCAUUCUCUUCUGCAUGGAAAUAGAGAAACAAAUUUAACUGUAAAUUGAAAGAUAUACAUGUAGCUUGUAUCAGAUAAAAAUGUGACAUCAAAAUUUCCAUGUUUUAGUGAUAAGUGAAGUAUUUUAAGGUUUUUAAUUGGUGGUAUCUUAGAUUUUUUUUUAUAAUGAAGUAGUUUCUUUCUGGAUCUAAUUUAUCUUUAAAUGCCUCUUCAUUUGCAAAUACAAUCACUUUUUGUAAUAUUUAUUCAUGCAUAUGAACCAAAUGCUGAUACCCACAGAAUAUAAUUUCAUCUGAUUUGACCCUACAUCUGUCUUGAUAUGAAGCUUGGGGCCACAUUUUCAAAGCCUGUUACGGGAAGUGAUAAGUUAGAGGGCAGUCUUUACCACUAUGGAAGAGGAUUUCUUCAUACGAGGUCCCUGCCAACAGCUGUCGUCCUCAGACUGCUUAAUUCUGUAAGUUAUCCGUUCACAAAUUGGUAGUUGGAGAAUGAGAAAUGCACAGAAAUUUGUGAAGGCAUUUGAGCAGCAAGACCCAAUAAGCAUGAAAGCUCCUGAACUCGGGGUGUACCAACAGAAAUUAAUUAAAUUUUAAAGAAUGCUUUGAACAAAUGAUGUGUUUUUUAUUGUUAAAAAAGAAGUAGUUCUUUCAAGAAAAUGUCUAGGCUUAUUGGUGGAAAAUCAAAUCCAAAUUUAGAACUACUUUCUCAAGGAUGAUCCCUGAGGAAAUUUAAAUUUGGUUCUUUUCUUCUAGAAAUGAUAGCAUUUCGGGUAGCACUGAGUACACUGAAGACAAUGUGCUAUGAUUGUCGGAUAACAUCACUUUCAACUUUCAGAGACUAUUCACAAAAUUGGUACCAUAACUUAAAAGGAAAAAGAUGGAUUUUUGUUUGUUUGUUUUUGGCAAAUAGUCUAGGUAUGAGAGAGAUUUUGAAAAAAAUAGUACUAUGUGUGGUUAUAUCAUCUCCUACCUGUGUAAUUUUGAAAUUUCAUCUUGCUGGAUUACGUACCUCAUCAGGAAAUCAGGACAUUCUUGCAUGAACUCUGUGGUCUGUUGGCACCAAGCUAUAGGAAACUUAACAUCAGAAUUGGUGGGCUCAAAUCCAGGAAAAAGAGAAUCCAAAUUAUUUCACUUUGGAAUUAAUCUAGGUUAAAUAUUGAUAUAUCAUGUUUAAAUUUCAAGUAUAUGAAAUGUUUACUUUCCAUUCCAAUAAACACUUUCCCAA
Messenger RNA from Hippopotamus amphibius kiboko, 5550 nucleotides. RefSeq names its product integrin subunit alpha 4 (gene ITGA4). The record is from RefSeq and is a predicted model, not a curated record. The transcript has 28 exons. Bases 45 to 3143 code for a protein of 1032 amino acids. Gene Ontology annotation, molecular function: integrin binding. Gene Ontology annotation, biological process: cell adhesion mediated by integrin; cell-matrix adhesion; integrin-mediated signaling pathway. Gene Ontology annotation, cellular component: external side of plasma membrane; integrin complex. Lineage: Eukaryota; Metazoa; Chordata; Mammalia; Artiodactyla; Hippopotamidae.